UUUGCGGAGCUUCCUGGGCGGGAGGCCCCUCUGGAGGGGGAAAAAAAUCUUUGUUUUGGGAGUUCGCCCGCGCAGAUAUGAUGUGAAUAUGCGUUGCUUGGCAGCUCGGGUCAACUAUAAGACUUUAAUCAUCAUCUGCGUUCUCUUCACUCUCAUCACAGUCCUACUGUGGAAUAGAUGUUCCAGUAACAAAGGAACUCCAUUUCUGCAUAACCCAAGCAGCAGUUUCAGAGCUGAUGGAAUAGAAAAGCGAGCCGCUGCAUCAGAAAGCAACAACUAUGUACACAGCCCAGCCAAGCAGCAGAGUGAAGAAGCCUCGCCCCAAGAGCAGCAGAAGGCUCCCCCAGUUGUUGGAGGCUUCCAGGGGAGUAAGAUCCUGGGGCUUAAGUAUGAAGAAAUAGACUGUAUUAUCAAUGAUGAGCAAACAAUUAAAGGCAGAAGGGAAGGGAAUGAGGUCUUCCUGCCAUUCUCUUGGGUGGAGAAGUACUUUGAAGUCUAUGGGAAAAUUGCCCAGUAUGAUGGCUACGACAGGUUUGAAUUUUCUCACAGCUACUCAAAAGUGUAUGCACAGAGAGCACCUUACCAACCAGAUGGUGUCUUCAUGUCCUUUGAGGGCUACAAUGUUGAGGUCCGGGACCGAGUGAAGUGUAUAAGUGGCGUUGAAGGUGUGCCACUGUCCACGCAGUGGGGGCCUCAAGGCUACUUCUACCCCAUCCAGAUUGCCCAGUAUGGGCUUAGCCAUUACAGUAAGAAUCUGACUGAGAAACCUCCUCACAUAGAGGUGUAUGAAACAGCUGAGGAGAGAGACCAAAUCAGCCAGCCCAGUGAGUGGACUGUACCAAAAGGCUGCUCUGUCUCAACUGUGCCUGACAAGUCCAAAUUCACAAAUGUUAAGCAAUUUUUUGUCCCAGAAAAUUCUGAGGGUGCAUCUCUACAACUGGGAAACAUGAAAGACUUCAUUAUUUCUUUUGACCUCAAAUUUGUAACAAAUGGGAGCAUUUCUGUGGUUAUUGAGACAACAGAGAAGAACCAGCUUUAUACAGUGCACUAUCUCUCAAACACUCUGCUGAUAGCUUUUAAGGAUAAAGACAUUUCCUAUGGCAUUGGCCCAAGAACUAGCUGGAGCACAAUAACACGAGACCUCGUAACAGAUCUAAGGAAGGGAGUUGGCCUCUCUAACACAAAAGCUGUCAAACAGACAAAAAUAAUGCCCAAAAGAGUGGUGAAGUUAGUGGUGAAAGGAAAAGGUUUCAUUGACAAUGUCACUAUUUCAACCACAGCGCAUAUGGCAGCCUUUUUUGCUGCCAGUGACUGGCUGGUAAGGAACCAGGAUGAGAAGGGUGGUUGGCCAAUCAUGGUGACCCGGAAGCUAGGGGAAGGCUUUAAAUCUUUGGACCCAGGCUGGUACUCUGGCAUGGCACAAGGCCAGGCAAUUUCAACCUUAGUCAGAGCUUAUUUGUUGACAAAAGACCACUUGUUCCUCAGUGCAGCUCUGCGGGCUACAGCACCUUAUAGGCUCUUGUCAGACCAACAUGGCGUGAAGGCCAUCUUUAUGAAUAAAUAUGACUGGUAUGAGGAAUAUCCAACAACACCUAGCUCUUUUGUUUUAAAUGGAUUUAUGUAUUCUCUAUUUGGUCUAUAUGACUUAAAGGAAACUGCAGGGGACAAGGUAGGAAAAGAGGCAAAGUUUCUAUAUGACCGAGGCAUGGAGUCUCUGAAAGCAAUGCUACCACUCUACGAUACAGGCUCAGGAACAAUCUAUGACCUUCGUCACUUCAUGCUGGGAACAGCUCCCAACCUUGCCCGGUGGGACUAUCAUACUACCCACAUCAAUCAGCUCCAACUCAUAAGUACAAUAGACAACAGCCCCAUAUUCAAAGAAUUUGUCAAGAGGUGGAAGAGCUACCUCAGAGGCAGCAGGGCAAAGCAUAAUUAACCAGAGGUGAUAAUAGGUUUGUGGUUUCCUGUUGUCUAUUGCUGUGCUUCAGAAAUACUAUUUUCAAGGCUGAGCUAAGAAAUGUUUGUAAAGGUGAUGUCUGAACUCUGGUAUAUCCAUGUACUUGUGUGCUAUUUAAGAACAAGAUUCUGUUUUGAAAGAAGUGAUCCUUAAAACUCAUAUUUUUAAUUAUUUUGCAUUCCAGUGAUGAAAUACAGUGUGAGGAUAUCAUUACCAAAUAGACAUCCAAUUAAAAGACUAAAUCAAAACCUAUUUUGCUUAUUUACUUCUGCAGUGGUCCAUAGUGACACUUGUUUGCAGGUGAAGUUUCUAUUUAUGAGGGCCUUCCCCCUUUUGGGGGAAAAUUACAGAAACUAUCAUGUUUUUUGUUGCCUAAUAUUUGAUAGAAAACAAAAAUUAUGCCUCUUUAAAAAAAAAGAAAAAUCUGAAUUCUCAUUUCAGACACAAUUAAAAGAUCGUGUGGUGUCAUUACAGAAAACUCUGUUUACUUGUGACCUAAAGAAUUGAUGGCAUCUCUUUGUAUAUUUUUUUCUGUGGUGGAAAAUUUCAGAACUUUUUGCUUUAAUAUUCUAUGUAAAGCUGAAAUUCACUGGUAAGGUGCAACUAGAGUACACCCAUUGAAUUAAUUGGGAUUUGGUAAGUCAGUUCCUCUGUAUGUUCCACUG
This is a messenger RNA of Pogona vitticeps (central bearded dragon), 2622 nucleotides long. RefSeq names its product glucuronic acid epimerase (gene GLCE). Gene Ontology annotation, molecular function: heparosan-N-sulfate-glucuronate 5-epimerase activity. The record is from RefSeq and is a predicted model, not a curated record. Gene Ontology annotation, biological process: heparan sulfate proteoglycan biosynthetic process. NCBI's taxonomy places the organism in Eukaryota, Metazoa, Chordata, Lepidosauria, Squamata, Agamidae. Gene Ontology annotation, cellular component: Golgi apparatus.